Messenger RNA from Symbiodinium pilosum, 759 nucleotides. Lineage: Eukaryota; Dinophyceae; Suessiales; Symbiodiniaceae. The record is from the annotation of a GenBank genome assembly.
AUGGCGCGUCUGGGCCAAUGCAGCCCGUGUAGCUGCUGGGGCCUCUUCAGCGCAGAGCCGCGAAGGCAGAGAACUGGGAUGUCUAGUUCCAGUGCUUUGAUUUUCUUGCAUGGCAGCGGGGACACCGGCGAGGGUGUCCAGGCAUGGUUGCAUGCCGUCAGUGGAGGAGCUUUCGAGGCCAGUCUUGCACGAGAAGGCAUCUCCAUGCUUUUCCCGACGGCUACGAUGAUACCUUAUAGCCUUAUCGGCGGAAUGCCACGGACAGUAUGGUUUGAUCGAGUGGCCAUGGCGUACGAAGCGCCCGAAGAUGUUGCUGGCUUAAAGAGGUCCGUGGAGCUGGUAGACAAAGAAAUUGACAAGUUAGUGGAGUCUGGCAUUCCGCUCUCCAAAAUCGGGGUUGGCGGCAUGUCCAUGGGAGGCUGCGUGGCUCUGCACGUCGCCUAUGGCAUGGGUCGCCAUGCUGGCAGGCUGGGAAUGGUCGCCAGCUUAAGCACCUUCUUGCCCAAAGAGAGUUAUUUCGAUGCGGAUGCAAGUCGCCGCUUAACCGCCUCACAGACGGCACCGCUUUUCAUGGCACACGGCCAAGACGAUGGAAUGAUCCGGAUAGAGUGGGCGCGCGCCACCCACAGUCGUUUGCUCGCAGCAGGCAUUGAUUGCAAGGAGCUGCUCGAGUUUCCUGGUGUUCAGCACGAGCUCUGUACAGAAGAGGUUGGCUUGCUCCGCAGCUUCGUGCUGCAGCACUUGGGGAAGGGGAGCUGA